AUGCCGACAUCGACGCUUGAGAGCAAUCCGAAGGAGGCUCAAAAAGAUCCGCCGUCUCCUUCCCUAGGGCUCUUGAAGCGGUCACCACCAGUACCAGUCGAAGUUACACCAAAAAAGAAGACUAAGGACCAACAUGAAAUGACUGAGUACUUUGGGAAGGUGCUUAACGCAAAGACAGUCCUGCGAGACUUCAAGGAAGUGACUCACGCAAAGAACUAUAUGACCAAAGACCCAGUGAAUGUGUCUCUUUGUUGCAUCGGAUACGGUGUGUGGUAUGCCAUCUACCUAAAUGGCUUUGACGAAACCAAAGAGGCCCCAUACCAACAAAUCAAGCCUGUGCUCACAGCGUUGGGAAUAACUGACAAGUCCAGGCAAAGGGAUGCUAGGGAAUAUGCUUUUGCACUUCAAUCCCGCAUCUUGUGCGCAGCCCCUAGACGCAAGAGCAAAGAUGUUGACGAGCCUAUUUUAAAAACACAGCAGAAAAGUGGGCGAAUGGGAGAACCAGAAUGCGUUUUUAUGUGUACAAUGCAUGAUACAACCAACGACAGUAAACUCGCCAUUCUGAACCUCGUCGUAAACUUUCUACAAGCGAGGGGAGUGCCGGCAGAAAUCAGUCAUCACUGCGACCGCACUAACCCGAAAAAGCAAUCGCUAGAUCACUUUAUCACGGAUAAUUCUAUUAUCCGACUGGUAAAGCAUCAGUGGGGAGGUCGAGUGGAUACACGGUUCUAUACAGCCUAUCCUGACUCCAGGCACGCUUUGUUUUCCGAACCAUAUCCAAAAGCAGCGCACAUCGCUUUGGGUUACCCGCACAUUAAGAAGGAAGUUGUUUCUUGUCCUACAACAGUCCUAACUGAUCCAAUCGACUUGUGCGACAGUACUGACGAGGAGAUAGACGACUUUGCCGAUAAACACCCAAUCUAA
This is a messenger RNA of Cylindrotheca closterium, 924 nucleotides long. Lineage: Eukaryota; Bacillariophyta; Bacillariophyceae; Bacillariales; Bacillariaceae. The record is from the annotation of a GenBank genome assembly.